AUGGCAGCGGUUCCUGAUAAGAAAGCAUUUCCAGAAGCUAAUGUAGACAAAGAGCUGAAUCCUGGCCACAACAAAAGAGUCGAGCCUGAUUCCACUUCCUCCAGCAUUGCCGCCUCCCUUGCCAACAAGGAAAAGGAGGAGGCAGAAAAGAAGAAGGCGGGUGGGGCAAAGAAGGAUAGUGGGGAUGGCUUGAAAACAACGGUGAUAAUCUCAGUGAUUUUUGCUGCUAUUGCUGGUGCUGCAUUUGGCAUUGCUAAGAAAUUGCGAGAGAAACAAACCUGA
Molecule: messenger RNA, 282 nt
Organism: Linum trigynum
Lineage: Eukaryota; Viridiplantae; Streptophyta; Magnoliopsida; Malpighiales; Linaceae
Source: the annotation of a GenBank genome assembly